GAAGCUCUUUGGAGAUAGCUCUCAAGCAACUCAUUACCCUUCACCACCAUGUCCUGGCCUGCGAUGGGCUGACCUGCGACUCUAUGGAUAUCCACCGAUCACGUUUCGUGCCAUACCCGACACCAGGCGUCAACGCCGUCGCCUUUUCUCGAUCCAGCGAUGUCGAUUUACCCAAAGGAAUACCGCAGCCGCCGCUGAAACUCGCCCUCGGACGCCAGAAUGGCGACAUUGAGAUUUGGAAUCCUCAGCAAGGGAAAUGGGUUCAAGAGACGGUGCUUUCGGGGGAUGAGAAUUCGGUAGACGGACUGCUAUGGACUCGUGAAGCGGACGAGAGGGAUGGGGAAGGAAACGUUCUGUUGGGACAAUAUCGCCUGUUCAGUAUUGCGACUUCGCCGACUGUCACAGAGUGGGAUCUGGCUGUGGGUGCGCCGAAAAGGAAGUCGACCGGCAACUUCACCCAAGUCUGGUGUUUUGCCGCGCAGCCUCAUGGGUCUGAUGGUAGCUCACCUCAACGAUCUCCGGACUUGGUCGCUGGCACGAUCGAUGGUGCGAUUGUCUUGCUCUCCACGGAGGAUGGGGAUCUUCAAUUCAAGCGCUUCCUCGCUCGCGUGUCCAGCCGGAAACCCAAGUGUCUGAGCAUCGCAUAUCAGACUCGUGAGCGAGUGAUUGCUGGCUUCGACGACAGCAGUAUCAAGGUUUUGAACGCUCAGAAUGGUGCGAUUAUCAGGACGAUGAGCGUUGGCGUUGGCAUUCCUGGUGCUCCGAAAAACAGCAUGGUGUGGCAGGUGAAAUGCUUGCCGAAUGGUGACAUUAUAUCUGGGGACUCGAACGGCGAUGUCCUCUUCUGGAGCGGCCGAUCAUAUUCUCUGACGCAACGAGUUGGUGGAAACAAGUCAGAGGCUCUGGACCUUGUGACCAGCGCGGACGGAAAGACCAUUUUCAAAGGGAGCUUGGACGGGAGGAUUACAGUUUUGCGGCACACGACCAACCCCACAGGACGUCAAGCAUGGGCUAAGAGCCAUCAUCGAAAGAUUCACGGUGGUGAGGUCAAGACGAUGACUGCGUUUGAUGGCAAGGGCAUGAGCGUGGUCGUGACUGGAGGGAGUGACAAGACUGCUGUGGUGACCCCACUCCGCGAAUAUGGAAAGGAGCAAGGCUGCAGUUUGAACAGUCUGCCACAACAAUCUCCGGUGAGCAGCGCUCGUCAGGCGAGACUGCUGGUUAGUUGGUGGAACAAGACCAUUAGCAUCUGGAGGAUCGCUCGUCGUCAGUCUGUUGAGCUCUCGCCAGAGCAGCAUGCACCGCGGAAGUUGGUCGCACAGCUGCAAUUGGACGUGCAUCAAAGCAUCUCUAGCGUUGCCAUCUCCGACGACGGCAAAUUGCUCGCUGCGUGCACCGACACGGAGGUCAAGAUCUUCCAACUUCGGAAGCGGUCAGAUGCAGAUGCUCUUGCAAUUCGCAAGCUGGAGGUUCCGGAUGAUAUGGGAUCUUUAGGAGCACGACUCGUGCAAUUCUCACCGGAUGGUAAAUGGCUUGCUGCUGUCACGCCUGACAAUGAGGUGCAAGUCGCUCGCAUCGAAUCUAUUCCCGGCAAACCAAGACAGAUUCAGAUUUUGAACAAGCUGGUCGAGCUGGAACGCCAAUCUCGCUCAGAUUCUCUGCAAAGUGGCUUCAAGCAGUACGAGCGCACAGUCUGCCGAAUCAGCUUCUCAACCGACAGCGCCGUGUUGGUGACAGCCGAUCUCGCCGGCUAUCUCGACUCUUGGGUCCUCGAAGGCCACGAAGACCUCACCGCGCCCGCUGUGGACAUUAUCCCGAACAAAUCCGCGAAUCCUGACCCCGCCGCCUCUUCAGAAGACGACGACAGCUCCGACGACGAUGAAGAGGAUUACACUUUCUACGGCCAGCACUGGGCAGCCAACCCUUCCGCCCAUCUCCUACCUCAACUCCCCUCUUUCCCCCUCGUCCUCUCCUUCCGUCCGUCUCCGACCACAGAUCCCGUGCACGUCAACGGCAAUCCUGGCGUCCACUCGACUCGUCACAACCCUCACGCUCGCUCUCGCGCUCUCCCUCCCGGGCCACACCACCUCUGGAUCCUGACUUCAACCCAUGAAAUGUAUGAGCUCGACGUUCUGGCCGGAAAAUUGACGGACUGGAGUCGCGCAAACCCCACCUCGGUCCUCCCCGAGGACUUCACAAAGCUCAAAGACCGGGCUAUGGGCGUCGUGUGGGACGUGAGUCCCGCCGGCGCAGAGAGGAAACGUGAACGAGUCUGGGUCUACGGCAGCUCAUGGGUGUGCAUGUUGAACGUGGGCGGCGAUCUGGCACCUCUGGUUGGUGGAGCAAAGAGGAGGAGGAUGAGUGAAGGACGGAUGAUUCUGCCUGUUGGGAAGAAAUUGAAAGGAACGAGUGGAGCGGGACCCAAGAUGCCAGAGAUAUACCGAGAAGGAAUGCCUAGCGCUGUGAGGAGAAUUGAUGGUGCGAAGAGUGAGGACGUUUUGCUGGAUGGGCGAGCUGAGAAGGUCGAGGAGGACAUGGAGGACGACGAAGAAGGUGAGACGAGGCUGAGAUUGAUGAGGAUGGAGAGUGGAGGAGAGGACUCGCAGCAGUUGGUGACGGCCGAGGGAGGCAAGGCGGAAAGGAAAUGGUGGGUCACGUUCAAGUACCGGUAUAUCUUAGGCAUGGUGCCGCUUGCCGAUGUCGAGGAGGCUGAAGAUGGAGAGAAGGCAGUCGAGGUGGUGUUGGUAGAGAGGCCGUUAUGGGAGGCCGAAGAGACGAAGUAG
This is a messenger RNA of Zymoseptoria tritici IPO323, 2783 nucleotides long. RefSeq lists its product as uncharacterized. The record is from RefSeq and is a predicted model, not a curated record. The transcript has a single exon. Gene Ontology annotation, biological process: maturation of SSU-rRNA from tricistronic rRNA transcript (SSU-rRNA, 5.8S rRNA, LSU-rRNA). Gene Ontology annotation, molecular function: RNA binding; protein binding. Gene Ontology annotation, cellular component: small-subunit processome; 90S preribosome; t-UTP complex. The coding region runs from base 84 to 2783 and encodes 899 amino acids. NCBI's taxonomy places the organism in Eukaryota, Fungi, Ascomycota, Dothideomycetes, Mycosphaerellales, Mycosphaerellaceae.